AUGGGCAUCGUGUCGUUCCCCGAGGAGUGCUUAAAGAUUCCCCCCAAGGCCGACCCGAAGAAGUACUGUCGCUUCCAUCCGCAACGUGGGCAUGACACCGACGAAUGUAUGGUCCUCAAGAUGCAUAUUGAGGGGCUCAUUCAACGAGGAUACCUGGGGCAGUACAUGAAGAGGUCCCGGCAGGACCACGCUAAAGGCCCCGACAACACCCGAAAGAAGAAGGAUGGCGCUGGGCCCUCUACCUCUGCUCCGCGCAAGAGAGAGCUUGGCCAACUCACGGAGGACGAGGAGGCCGAGCCAGACAGCCCACCAAAGAAGAAGGUCAUCCAUGUCAUCUUUGGCAGCCCGGAGGGAGGAGACACACCCGCCGAGAGGAAGAAGUGGGCGCGGAGCCUGUACAUAGGGGAGGUCGUCCGAGCACCCCAUGAGAAGAGGACACGCAGGGAGCCCAUAACGUUCACCGACGACGACCUCCCGGAUGGCCCCAUACCCCACCGGGACGCAUUGGUAAUCAGCUUGGAACUUAAAGACAUCAUUGUCCACCGGGUGCUGGUAGAUACGGGGAGCUCCGUGAACGUCAUGUAUUAUGACACCUUCACGCAACUUGGGCUAUCCAGGAAGCAGCUCUCCCAGGUACGGACCCCGCUAUCUGGCUUCACCGGAGACUCCAUUGAGACAGAGGGAUCCGUCACCCUUGAGGUGCAGAUCGGCACCCCACCGCACGUCAAGACGUGGGAGGUAGAUUUCGUGGUGGUAAAGAUCAUCUGUGCCCACAACAUCAUCCUCGGCAGACCUGCCUUGGAGGACCUCAGGUGCGUCAUCUCCAUGGAGCACCUGUGCCUAAAAUUCCCUACCCCCAUUGGAGUGGGCGUCGCGCGAGGAAACCAGAUGAUUAACCGAAGCUGCUACUUAAAGGCCUGCCGCCAAAUAACGAGGAAGGACCUCCAGGUACACAUAGUAACUGAGAGGGCACUUCGAGAAGAGGAGAAGUGGCCCCGCGCCGAACCCAUGGUGGAGACGGAAGAGGUCAUCCUGGACCUCAGCCGACCUGAUAGAAUAGUGAAGGUAGGCACAGGCCUCCCGGCCGACCUCCGAGUUCGGAUUGUCGAGUUCAUCCGCAGCUACAGAGACGUGUUCGCCUAG
This is a messenger RNA of Ipomoea nil (Japanese morning glory), 1143 nucleotides long. RefSeq lists its product as uncharacterized. Lineage: Eukaryota; Viridiplantae; Streptophyta; Magnoliopsida; Solanales; Convolvulaceae. The record is from RefSeq and is a predicted model, not a curated record. The coding region runs from base 1 to 1143 and encodes 380 amino acids. The transcript has a single exon.